This is a messenger RNA of Ceutorhynchus assimilis (cabbage seed weevil), 1401 nucleotides long. The record is from the annotation of a GenBank genome assembly. Lineage: Eukaryota; Metazoa; Arthropoda; Insecta; Coleoptera; Curculionidae.
ACAGAUACGAGCUUAGAUAGUUAAUUAGACAAAAAAAAAAAAACUUAUAUCAAAUAACUCGUGAUCAAUAAUAUUGGUACUUACCUAUAUAAAUGAUUACUCCAACAAAGUAAUCCAUUUAUUUAGAUUUUUGGUGGACAAUAAAAUGAGAAGCCAAAUUUUCGCCAUCUUUUGCGCCUUAUCUUUGGCCCAAGCCCUUGUUAUUCAAGCCAAACCCAAUGAUCUCCAAGCCGCUGAAGUUCGUGGUAUUGCUGACGAAGCUGAGAAAGUCUUCAAAGAACUCAUGGCAGCCGUUGACAAAGCUUUAGAUGAUGCUUCUGCUUCUUUGAAUGCAGCCGUAAAGGCAGUUAAUCAGACAGUAACUGACUUAGAAGGAAAAGCUCAUGAUGCUAUUAAUUUGGCUAUGGACCCUAUCAAUGCUAAGCUGAAGGAAUUGAUUGAAAAUGCUGAAAAACUGGGAAUUAACACAACCAAAUGCGAAAAGUACAUAGACGAGCUCACCGAUCUACCAAACAAACUCAAUGAUGAAGUGGUAGAAUGCAUGACCGACGGAUUAUACAAAGCUGUAGGUUACGCAGAUGAUGUUCUAGACAAUAUUCAAGUAAUCGAACAGGAUAUGGCCAAUUUUACCAACAGAAUUAAGGAUUGCGAAGGAAGCAUUUGGUCUGAGAUAAAAUGUUUGGGACUUUUAACCGCCGAAAUGACAAAAGACAGCGUAGCGGUUCCUGUAAAAAUUGCCGCAGAUGUUGCAAAGACUGACUUAUUGAUUAAAGGAUUGAUUCCCAAAGUGACGCUGUGUUACACUACAGCGGUGGCCCAAGUUCCAAUCCGAGGACUGGCACUUGUAGGCAAAUUUGCCUUAUGCACUGGACAACAAGAUGCUUCCAUGUAUUGAUAUUUUUAAAAAACAACUUUAAAUAUAUGAUAAAAUGAAGUUCUGAUAUAAAUAAAUAAAUCCCCAUUAUGCGAAGCAGUGAUUUUAGUUUGAUGAUUAUAUACGCAAAUUAAUUUAAUAAAUAGCUUAGCAGAGCGCUUUCGGCCAUUGGUAUAGGUACGUGGACGAUUGCCUUUAUUUUCCAAAUUGUGAUGCCGAGGGAGCGAGUCUUCUUCUGAAUAAGUGGAACCCUCCACCCCAAUAUCUCCUUCACUUUGGAACUCGAGGUUGACGAUAGAUCAAAUUUUCUUGAUCUAAACAUUCACAAGGACUCAAAUGGAUUACAAUUCUCAAUAUUCAGGAAACCAACCCAAACUGAUCAUGUGAUCCCUUUUCACUCUAACCAUCCCGGCCAACAUAAAAUGACUGUUUUUUAAUGCUACUCACCGUCUUCUGAGCAUACCUAUUUCCAAACAAACUUCAUAAUAAAAAAUAUAUUUCAAUCCCAUUUAUUAAUCUAUCUCUUA